Patiria miniata (bat star) is the source of this 4150-nucleotide messenger RNA. Its product is annotated as protein kinase C delta type-like. Bases 442 to 2502 code for a protein of 686 amino acids. Gene Ontology annotation, molecular function: diacylglycerol-dependent serine/threonine kinase activity; ATP binding. Gene Ontology annotation, biological process: protein phosphorylation. Lineage: Eukaryota; Metazoa; Echinodermata; Asteroidea; Valvatida; Asterinidae. The transcript is spliced from 17 exons. The record is from RefSeq and is a predicted model, not a curated record.
UAUUCUGGGAAAGCAGUACUUGUUUUAUUAUCUUGUGAUUCAUUGGGCGAGUUCAUCAGCUUGGCUAUAAAAAUAUCUGACACCAAACAAAGUUUAUUUGCAAAUAAAAGGCACUGCUUAUCACAGCUGCAACAGUAACUGGGAAUGAACACAAGAUCACACAACAGGGACCGGUAAAUUGGAUUAUAAUUGUCCUGCUUGUUUGAGUUUGUCGUUAGUCCACACCUGUACCAGGAUUUGUGUUUGGGAAUAUAUUUUUCAUAGCUGAGUUUCCCUUUAGAGGUGAAGUACAUCAAUCGGAUUGGUUUUCUGAGAGAAAGAGGGAGAGGUACUACUUUUAAAUAAAUAAUCAGUCGGUGGCGGAAGGCAACAGAUACUAUACAGUAUAAAGCCACAGUGAAAUCCCACUUCUGACACCGAGUUCAUCCCGCAACUGCCACCAUGGUGUUCCUGAGGGUUCGACUGCACCGGGUGGACGAUAUAGACCUCCCAGACAAACAGGAUGCCAGUGAUUGUAAUGUUGUGGUUCACAUCAAAGAAAAAGUUACCAAUGCACAAGGGGGCAGCAAUCUGAUGAUUACGCGCAAGCUGACCCCGCUCUGGGGCAAGUGUUUCGACUCCCAUCUGUACGAGGGCCGCAUCAUUCACAUCAUCAUCCAGAACAACAGCAAAAUGGUGGCAGACACGGAGAUGAAAGUCAUGGACAUGGCCGCUAUGUGUGGCACCAAUGGCGAUGUUCUGACCACCAACUUGACUUUGAAACCUACAGGCAUCCUUCAUGCACAGCUCAAGUGCUUCUCAGAGUCGCAAGACGACCCCAACCAGGCCAGCAUGAUCAAGCCGGCCCCAGUCCUGGAGCUAGACGACAACGACAAGACAGGUUCUGGCGCCCUCACGAGGCGACGUGGUGCCAUGCGGCAGGCUAAAGUCCACGAGCACCUGGGCCACAAGUUCCUAGCGCACUACUUCCGCACCCCAACCUACUGCUCCUUCUGUAAUGAGUUCAUAUGGGGUGUGAUGGGGAAACAGGGCUACAAAUGCAAAGAAUGUCAGUUGGCAGUGCAUAAACGUUGCUACAACCGAGUCUUGGGCAAGUGUCCUGGUGCUGGCACUGAAACAAUGGAUACAAAGAUUUUGAGGGAGCGCUUCAAAAUUGACAUGCCCCAUCGCUUCAAGGUAUUCUCAUACAAGAGCCCCACGUUCUGCGACCACUGUGGCACCCUGUUGUAUGGCCUCUUCAGACAAGGGGUCAAAUGUGAAGACUGUAAUGUGAACGUCCAUCACAAGUGCAAGAAGCACGCUCCCAACCUGUGUGGUAUCAAUCAGAAGCUGAUGUCUGCUGCCAUCAAAGAAGUGGAGGACAAGAAACGCUUAGCUGCCAAGGGUGCUGCAGUGAAGACAGAGGCAUUUGAAGAUGAUGACGAUGAUGAUGAGGCGAUUUAUGAGCCGCUGUGGCAGGCUCUCGCCCCGCCCGACAAGCAAGACAAGGCCCCGCCCCCACCUCCCAAGCUGUACAAGAUUGAGGAUUUCUCCCUGGUCAAAGUCCUGGGCAAAGGAAGCUUUGGAAAGGUCAUGCUAGCUCAGUGUAAAGGCACUGACAAGUACUAUGCCAUCAAAGCGCUCAAGAAGGAUGUCGUCUUGGAGGAUGAUGAUGUGGAGUGUACUAUGGUGGAGAGACAUGUCCUGGGUCUGGCCUGGCAACAUCCCUUCCUGACCCACCUGUUCUGCACCUUCCAAAGCAAGGGUCAUCUAUUCUUCGUGAUGGAGUAUCUGAACGGCGGUGAUCUCAUGUUCCACAUCCAAUCAUCACUCAGAUUUGAAGAGAGAAGAGCAAGAUUCUAUGCUGCAGAGAUCAUCUGUGGUUUGCAGUUCCUCCAUCGUCGCGGCAUCAUCUAUCGUGAUCUCAAGCUGGAUAACGUCCUGCUGGACUUCGAGGGCCACAUCAAGAUUGCAGACUUUGGUAUGUGCAAACAGAACAUCAUCAAUGAGAACAAGGCAUCGACGUUCUGCGGAACUCCCGACUACAUCGCGCCAGAGAUCCUGAACAGCCAGAAGUACAAUUCCUCGGUGGACUGGUGGUCGUUCGGCGUGCUGCUGUACGAGAUGCUGAUUGGUCAGUCUCCUUUCCAUGGCGACGACGAGGAGCUGCUAUUUGACUCCAUCCUCCAUGACACCCCCCACUACCCACGCUGGCUGUCCACUGAAGCCAAGUCGUGUGUCUCAAGUCUGCUCGUACGCGACCCCAGCCAGCGGAUAGGAAUCAAGAGUGAAAUCCGCAACCACGAUUUCUUCAAGUCUGUCAACUUCGAGAAGCUGGAGAGAAGAGAGAUCCCUCCUCCAUUCAAGCCCAAGAUUAAAUCUGCCUCUGAUUCCAGUAACUUUGACCCCGAGUUCACCAUGGAGAAGGUGGCCCUGUCAAUGGUUGACCGACAGGUCCUCGAGACCAUCAACCAAAAUCAAUUCCGCGGCUUCUCCUUCACCAACCCCAUGAUGGAGCAGUAGUUUAAACGGCUGGACAGGAGACUAAACUCAUUCAACAAAGCAACAGACAAUGGGAGGCUGGAAGCGAGUCUAACCAACAAUGAUCAUGUGUAGCUAUAGUGUGAGUCUAACCAACGAAUUUACAUACUUUUUAGCAUUCAAGUGAUGUUAGACUAGAAGGUGGCUGGAACACAGUCUAACAGUGGUAGAAAGUAGCCCGACUGUUGUCGUAUUAAUAUUUCAUUUGUACAGUUUCAAGACAAAUUUAACACAGUGUUGUAUAAUGGUAUAUUUAUGUUGUAUAAAUCCGGCAUUUGUUGAAGAGCUGUUUAUACUUUUAGUUUCACUUCUUGGUUUGGGGUUUUUUUUCUCCUUUUUUUUUUUGGAUUACACAGACUGAUCGUGAUAAUUUUUGGAUUAAUCUUGAGAGCAAACAGUUAAAGAACAAAAAUUUCCAAUGUAGAAAGUAGACUUCCUCUUUUAAACCCUCCUAACUCGUGCAUUUUAAAAAGCAUGUAUUGUCUUGGAUGAUGAUGAUGUCAAAAGUCUAUCAUGCUUAGGAUAUGUAAUUGAGCCCCGGUUCUUCCAGACGCAGUCUUCGACAUUUCAAAAGGGUUGUUUUUUCCAGAGUGACUCUUUUCCAUUUUAAACGCUAAAUACCAGAGUGUAAUCGUGAUGGGAGACGUGUUGCACAUUCCAUGAGGAUGACAAUGCAAUCAGAAGAUUGUUCGGUAUAAACAGUGUUCGUUGUAGCAGCAUUCGAUUGUAAAAUGAAAUAGUCGGAACCACAUUUCGUUAGGCAGCGUUGCUGGCACUGGCAAUGCAUUGCAAAAAAUGCAAUCAAAUAUAGCAUUUCAUAUUCUCUCAUGUGAUUGUGUAUAAAAAAAUAUGGAUCAGUAAAUCACACAUGUAGCGCUGAUUAAUUAUGUUUUUAACGUUGUUUCCAACUUGAUUGCAUUUGGGUGGUUUGACAGUCACGAUUCCAAACGUUGCUCACGAGUAUUUGUUAAUCUUUAAUAUUUUAUCUUUCCUCAUGUAUGUACUUAUAGUUUAUCAUUUGUUAAUAUGUGUGUAUAUAUUUUACCCAGUAUUACAGUUACGUUGCAAAUAUAUAUUUUGUAUUUCUGGUAAGCUUAUUCUCUCUGCCUCACACAUGUUGUUCUUGCACAACAUAGUAUCUGACAAUUGUUGCUGUGUAAUGUGUUCUUGCACAACAUAGUAUCUGACGAUUGUUGCAGUGUAACGUGUUAAAAGCAAGGUUUGUUGUUUUUUUGCUUUGAAAAAAUGCUUGUCAAGGAAAAGCAGAUACACUCUGCAUCAUUAGCACUUAUUUGAAUGUUUGCUUUGGAUUUUAAAUUCCAUACAAAAAGUUUCAUUUGCAUUCCUUGGCCGAGUUGGGGUGCAUAUAAACCCCCGUAGGAAACAGAUCAUGUUCAUUCCAAUUUAUUACGUAUUGAAUCAUUCCCAGCUGAUCAACAGUAUACAAAUAAUGAAUGUUUAUGUGUGCAAUGGUAAGAAUAAUUUUAUCAGGUGACAGAUGGAAUGUUCAACAAGCGCGAAUCUCUAGUUGUACAUAUUUUUUGUCAAUUGUUUUUUUCACUGAGCUCUAGUGAACCAUUUGAUUGGACCAUCAGACGACCUGGCUAUUGUUCACAGUUGCAAGUAUAUA